Messenger RNA from Tachyglossus aculeatus (Australian echidna), 2138 nucleotides. It is a transcript of the gene PCCA, whose product is annotated as propionyl-CoA carboxylase subunit alpha. NCBI's taxonomy places the organism in Eukaryota, Metazoa, Chordata, Mammalia, Monotremata, Tachyglossidae. The transcript has 22 exons. Gene Ontology annotation, molecular function: propionyl-CoA carboxylase activity; metal ion binding; ATP binding. The coding region runs from base 20 to 1894 and encodes 624 amino acids. Gene Ontology annotation, cellular component: mitochondrion. The record is from RefSeq and is a predicted model, not a curated record.
CAGUUCUGUUCACGUGAAAAUGGCGGAUGAAGCGGUCUGUGUUGGCCCAGCUCCCACCAGCAAAAGCUACCUCAACAUGGAUGCCAUCAUGGAAGCCAUUAAGAAAACCGGGGCCCAAGCUGUCCACCCAGGAUAUGGAUUUCUUUCAGAAAACAAAGAAUUUGCCAAAUGUCUGGCAGCAAAUGGCGUCACCUUCAUUGGACCGGACACACAUGCAAUUCAAGCCAUGGGAGACAAGAUUGAAAGCAAGUUAUUAGCUAAGAAUGCAAAGGUCAAUACAAUUCCUGGCUUUGAUGGAGUGGUCAAGGAUGCAGAUGAAGCCGUCAGAAUUGCAAGGGAAAUUGGCUAUCCUGUCAUGAUCAAGGCCUCGGCAGGUGGUGGUGGGAAAGGCAUGAGAAUCGCUUGGGAUGAUGAAGAGACCAGAGACGGUUUCCGAUUUUCAUCUCAAGAAGCUGCUUCCAGUUUUGGUGACGAUCGGCUACUAAUUGAGAAGUUUAUUGAUAAUCCCCGUCACAUAGAAAUCCAGGUUUUGGGAGAUCAGCAUGGAAAUGCUUUGUGGCUUAAUGAAAGAGAGUGCUCAAUUCAAAGAAGAAAUCAAAAGGUGGUUGAAGAAGCACCAAGCACUUUUUUGGACUCCAAGACUCGCAAAGCCAUGGGAGAACAAGCAGUCGCUCUUGCCAAAGCCGUCAAAUAUUCCUCUGCAGGAACCGUUGAAUUCCUUGUGGAUUCAAAGAAGAAUUUUUACUUUUUGGAAAUGAACACAAGACUUCAGGUUGAGCAUCCCAUCACCGAAUGCAUUACUGGCCUGGACCUAGUCCAAGAAAUGAUCCGUGUUGCUAAGGGUUACCCUCUCAGGCACAAACAAGAUGAUAUUCCCAUCAACGGCUGGGCGGUUGAAUGUCGAGUUUAUGCUGAGGAUCCCUACAAGUCUUUUGGCCUGCCUUCUAUUGGGAGAUUGUCUCAAUACCAAGAGCCAUCAUGCCUUCCUGGAGUCCGUGUAGACAGUGGCAUCCAACAAGGAAGUGAUAUAAGCAUAUAUUAUGAUCCGAUGAUCUCAAAACUAAUUUCAUACGGUUCUAGUAGAAGUGAAGCACUGCAGAGAAUGGAAGAAGCCCUCGAUAAUUACGUCAUCCGAGGUGUCACUCAUAAUAUAGCUUUGCUGAGAGAAGUGAUAAUCCACUCACGCUUUGUUCAAGGGGAUAUCAACACUAAAUUUCUUUCUGAUGUGUAUCCUGAUGGUUUUAAAGGGCACAAGUUGACAGAAACAGAAAGAAAGCACCUAUUGGCUACAGCAUCUUCUUUAUAUGUGGCUGCGCAGUUAAGAGCCCAGCAAUUUGUGGGUAAUUCAAGGAUUCCCAUUCUUAAACCACAAAUGAAGAAAUGGGAGCUGACAGUAAAGCUGGGAGAUGAAAUUCAUGACAUCGUAGCAUCAAACAAUGAAUCAGAAUUCUCCGUGGAAGUUGAUGGAACGCAACUGAAUGUGACCAGUCAGUGGAACCUGGCUUCACCCUUAUUACCUGUCAACGUCGAUGGCACCCGAAGGAUCGUACAGUGCCUUUCACGAGAUGCAGGUGGAAAUAUGAGCAUUCAGUUUCUAGGCACAACGUAUAAAUUGCAGAUCUUGACCAAGCAUGCCGCUGAGCUGAACCGGUUCAUGUUAGAAAAGGUAGCGGAGGACACGAGCAGUACUUUGAGAUCCCCAAUGCCUGGAGUUAUGGUUGCAGUUUCUGUUAAGCCUGGAGAUGUGGUAUCCGAAGGUCAGGAAGUGUGUGUGAUUGAAGCCAUGAAAAUGCAGAACAGCAUGGCAGCUGGGAAAUCGGGCAAGGUGAAGUCAGUUCACUGUAAAGCUGGAGACACGGUUGGAGAAGGAGAUCUUCUUGUGGAACUAGAGUGAAGUACGGCCUUCAGAUGAUUUUAUUAUUAGUCAAUACUCUACAUUUAAUUCGGUAUUAUUGUAACACUCCUCUGCAGCAGAUUUUACAUGGUCACAUUUAUUCCAAAUAUGGUUAACACCAACUUUCUGUCCAGAUCACUAAUGGCAAUUUUUAGCCGUAUAAAUACUUGUAUAUAUGAUUUGUAUUUCUGCUGUAUGGUUUCUAGUGCCCAAAUAAAUCAAUACACCUGUGCAAUUUGCCCAA